Caenorhabditis auriculariae is the source of this 1058-nucleotide messenger RNA. NCBI's taxonomy places the organism in Eukaryota, Metazoa, Nematoda, Chromadorea, Rhabditida, Rhabditidae. The record is from the annotation of a GenBank genome assembly.
AUGUACCGAUCAUUGUUGGCUUCGAUCAAGCACUGCCGACAGUCUCCUAUCGACAUUCCUUCUGAAGAAUGUGUAGUCGACGAAAAAAAGUGUCAGGUAACUUCCAUCCGAUGUCAAUAUCUGAACGCUGUACUUAAAGGAAUCAUCGUUCGAAUUUAUAUAUAAUCAAGGUGAUGCGGACUACUUCGAAGCUCAAGAGGGUGUAUGCAAGAUUUACGCCUCUCAAAGCAGCUCUUCAAGUAAUAUUUCUCACUCAGAGUUCAAACUACCAUUUUCGGACUUCAGCAUUCACCUGCAGCCACUUACCUGGAACUUACAAACUGGCCCAGUUCCAUUUCCACUGGGGAGAAGACUCCAGUCUGGGCUCUGAACAUCAAAUCGAUGGCCAUUCUUUCUCAGGAGAGGUUAGUUUUUGAAUUUUGUCAGUUUACUCGUUCCAUUAUUGCUUCUGAAAAGGGAAUAAACGUACGGUAAGACCUAAGUCCUCUCACGAACUCGUGCAAGGUUUUGUUUCAGGCUUUCAUGUUUCCUUCCAAUCUCAUCUGGAUAUUUAUAUAAAUCAUAACAAAAAAUAGUUUCAGUGCCAUUUCGUUUUUUGGAACACCAAAUAUGGAAGCAUGGAUGAUGCCGAAAAUCAUAGAGAUGGGCUUGGCCGUGUUGGCCGUUUUUCCUGAAGGCGAGUUCUCCUCGUCCCCUUUCAAUAAAAAAAUACACGAUAAUCUAUAUUAUUUACCAAGAAAAAUAGUUUUGACUUUGUAGUAACUGUUCAAAUAACCAUUUUGAGUUUAAUUGCAAGUUCAAAUAUUCAUUUCCGGUAGAAAUUUUUUUGCCUUUUUCAAGGUCACUUAUCUUCCACGUCUUCUGAACCUCAUUAUUCUUCGGAUCAAAGGGAAACUUGAUACUUUCAGGAAGGAGAAUACAACGACGGUUACUCCAACAUCACCUCUCUCAUUCGGAAAGCUUUAGAAAACAACGGAAUAUUCAAAAUUCCUCCAUUCUUUGACGCCGCUGCACUUCUUCCUAUCAGCAAGUUUUUGAAAAAGGCGUCGGAAAUCUGA